Trichoderma atroviride IMI 206040 is the source of this 1998-nucleotide messenger RNA. RefSeq lists its product as uncharacterized. Gene Ontology annotation, molecular function: sequence-specific DNA binding; zinc ion binding; DNA-binding transcription factor activity, RNA polymerase II-specific. NCBI's taxonomy places the organism in Eukaryota, Fungi, Ascomycota, Sordariomycetes, Hypocreales, Hypocreaceae. The record is from RefSeq and is a predicted model, not a curated record. Gene Ontology annotation, biological process: DNA-templated transcription; positive regulation of transcription by RNA polymerase II.
AUGCCCCGCAGUAGCUUCUCACAUACUCCCCUCUUGCGAGUAUCGAGGCCGGUGUCAGCCUGCUCAAGAUGUCGAGCUGCAAAGGUCAAGUGCGAUGGAAAGCUCCCUGCUUGCACGGCCUGUGAAAAGGCCGGCCGUGAGAAUGCCUGCUCUGCGGCCAACGACCAGUUUGCGCGAGGCAAGGAGCGAAGCUAUGUCGCUGCUCUUGAGCUUCGCAUAGAGAAGCUGGAGAGGCGCAUCGCAUAUGCCAAGUCUCGGAAAGCUUCUGUGGCUCUCCAUGAGUCCGACUCAUUGGCCGUCGCCCAUGUAGACAGAAAAGAUUCCCUGGCGUCCAUUCGGGCAGCCAUUCACCGCAAAGCCGCCAGGACUCGUGAGAAUUCAGACGUCAACUCUUUGAUAUCUGACUUUGGUUUCUUAUCGGUCAACGCAACGACUCGAGAUUUCGAGCCAUCCAUGAUCAACAUGACCUUUGCGCGCCUCGUCUUGGCCGCUGCGACCAAGGAUGCUGUCCCAGUCUUGACCGACUCGCCGUUGCCACAGAAGCACUAUGCAACUGAAAUCUUCCAUCACUUUAUGAAGAACAUGUACCCCCUCUUGCCAUGCUUUUCAGAAACUGCAGCUCUAAACGUCCUGAAUGACAUCUACAAUCAGCAAGCCGAGCACGUCAUCAGCGCAUCCGACCAUUGGCUGCUGUUCUUGAUCCUUGCCAUUGGAUCUACCAUGCAGAGCCAAAACGUCAAUGACGAGUAUUAUAAUCUCGGAGUUCAGUUUGUGUCCAAGGCGUUGGAUUAUGCGGACAUUGCGCUGGCGCCUGGAUAUGCCACCCAGAUUCAGUCGUUGCUCCUCCUUACACAAUACGCCAUACUAGAUCCCAACCACUUCGACAGCUGGCUUCUCAUUGGUUUCACCACGCGCGCUGUCGUUGAUCUUGGAUUUCAUCAAGAUCCCCCCUUGUCUUCAGUUGUAGAUCGGGCUACCUUGGAUAUGCGCCGCAAGAUUUUCUAUUGCGCAUAUGCUCUUGACCGAUCAAUAAGCAUGGUUCACGCUCGAUCGUUCUCCUUCACUGAUGAUGCGAUUCAUGUCGCGUUCCCAAAUGCAGCAGACCUUGAUCGCAAAGGCAAAGAUCUCGAGAAUGCCUCCAUCUUGGGCCCACAAUCUGUAGAUCCCGGUCUACUUCUUUUCCAGCUCAGGAGAGCGCAGUCUUAUUGGUACCAAGAGCUGUAUCAAUCAUAUUCGGCUCCUCUGCCAGACCCGUCGUCCUUUGUGUGGCAGAUAUGCCUGGACAUGCGAGAAUGGGGCGAAUCGCUGCCAAGCAGUCUCCCCGCCGGAAUACGACAAAUGUUUGAGCAGGAAUUGAGAUACAGUUAUGUCUACUGCAUCGCACCUUCGGCAAGGGCCCCUCAAAUUACCGACUACCACCGAAUCCUCAUAUUCGAGCACUCCUUGGCCUACCUCCUCGCUAUGCAGGAGAUUGCCUCCGCCGGGCUUAACGGCGCAUUCUACAAUUACCACGAUGCUUUGAAAGUGUAUUUCAUGGCGAACCAGUUCCUUGCCGUACUAACAGACUCUGAGGAUAUGCUGCUAUCCGGUGCGCAGAUGCAAAUACCCAUCUCUCGCCCCGGUGCGCCACCAGCGCCUCCGAUCCCACGACCUCAACUACGAAAUGGAAGACCCGUUGAGGAUAACAUCAGUAGAAGCAUACGCUGUCUGGAAAGCAUCCCCCAGACUCUGGAAGUAUAUGGUCGGCGGUGGGAGGACUCGGCCAUGUUGAAGCAGAGCUUGGAGCGAACCUUGGCAGAUACCAUGGGGCGGCUAAGGGAACGCAAGAAGGUACAGGGCAUCAAGAUGGAACAGCCUACUUAUCCAGGUAGCUCCCCGUCAGCUACUACUUCGCCUCGGGGACCAGCUAUCGCACGCACCCCGCCACAGCCUAGGGAGAUUCGCUGGGUGGGAGUUGACGUCUCGCAGAUGAUGCAUAACCGUGCCCAUCAGCAAUGA